GUCUCAUUUUCAUUUUGCCCAGUCCACGACUCCGCCUCGGUGCUUCCGAACGCGCCGACUCGCUCGCUCUGAAAGAAAGAGAGGUCCCAUCUUCCAUCUCUUCUUUCACCUGCAUUUGCCUUGCCAAUAAUUUUGAUUCAUUCACACUUCACUUCAGUCAAUUUCUGACAUCAGUCCGCUGUGGUUGUGUACCGAGUUUUAGUGAAAAUAAAAUAUAAUAUUUUUUUAUAACAGUACAGAACAAAAGAAAUAAAUCGCUAUGGCUGAAACGGAAAUAUUAUCUAAUGCCAGUGAGAAUAAUAGUGAUCAAUUCUUUGAGGGAGUUGAGAAACUUAUUGAGAUAUGGUUCACUCCCGCAAAAAAUGCGGACCUAAGGAGGAUACCGCGCCAACAAUGGGAGAAGGUGCUGAAAAUUGUCCGCUGCGAAAUUAUCUCUUUCACACAGAGCGAGCAAGUCGACGCCUAUGUUCUUAGCGAAAGCAGCAUGUUCGUAUCGAAGCGUCGCUUCAUCCUGAAGACGUGCGGCACGACGACGCCGCUGCGCUGCGUGCGCGCGGUCCUGGCGUUAGCACGCGACGUGGCCGGGCACGAGCGCGUGCAUAACGUGUUCUAUUCGCGCCGGGAGUUCGCACGCCCUAAAGCUCAGUUGCAACCGCACGACAACUUUGAUUCCGAGGUGGAGCUCCUGGACUCCUACUUCGGCGACGGACGCGCGUACAUUAUGGGUCCUGAGAAGGACUGCUGGUACCUCUACACUUUAUUGCCGCUUGAAGGUACAGUAGACGCGCUAGAAAAGGAACAGAUCCAGGUGAACUGCUGCGAGUCGUCGGAGCCGGACCAGACCAUCGAGAUCCUGAUGUCGGACCUGGAUCCCGCCGUCAUGGACAUCUUCUCGAGGGCCAGCUCCGCCACAGCUGCCGAGGCCACUAAAGCGUCAGGCAUUGACAAAAUCAUUCCAGGGAUGGUGAUAGACGACUUCCUGUUCGACCCGUGCGGGUAUUCCAUGAACGGAGUCGCCAAAGACGGGUGCUACAUGACGAUCCACAUCACGCCAGAGCGCGCAUGUUCGUACGUGUCGUUUGAAUCCAACGUGCCAGCCGCGAGCUACGACGACCUCAUCAAGAGAGUGUUGGACGCCUUCCGCCCUGCUAAGUUCGUGCUUACGGUCUUCGCGUCGCCGGACUCGCCCGGCGCAGACACGCCCCGCCAACUAAAAAAGAUAUCCUCGCUCUUCGCGUUCGAGCAAAAAGACGCGCAAUUCGUGCGUUUCGCGGGCUACGCGCUGCACUACGCUCUCUACUGCAAGUUCCCGAGCUGAGGCCGCGCGCGCCCGCCGCGCCCCGCCCCGCCCCGCCGCGCCCCGCGCCGCGCGCUCGCCGCCAUCCUGCAGGCGACACCCACACACACAUACUAAGACUUUCGUACACCUAGAGGAGUGAUAGCGUCCACCUCUGGGUUGACUACACCUGACUAUUGUAGCGUCCACCGUCUAGGUCGACUGGUGUUCUAAAACCAGUCUACAUCUGACUAUUGUUAUAUCUGCGGGAAGAGCGUCCGCGCCCGCGACGCGCAGGGCGCUGCCACGUCUCAAUAUACAAUUAGCGAACUUA
Molecule: messenger RNA, 1610 nt
Organism: Ostrinia nubilalis (European corn borer)
Lineage: Eukaryota; Metazoa; Arthropoda; Insecta; Lepidoptera; Crambidae
Gene: SamDC
Product: S-adenosylmethionine decarboxylase proenzyme
Exons: 8
Coding region: 260-1318 (352 amino acids)
Biological process (GO): spermine biosynthetic process; spermidine biosynthetic process
Cellular component (GO): cytosol
Molecular function (GO): adenosylmethionine decarboxylase activity
Source: RefSeq, a predicted model, not a curated record